This is a messenger RNA of Trichoderma harzianum CBS 226.95, 228 nucleotides long. RefSeq lists its product as hypothetical. Lineage: Eukaryota; Fungi; Ascomycota; Sordariomycetes; Hypocreales; Hypocreaceae. The record is from RefSeq and is a predicted model, not a curated record. The coding region runs from base 1 to 228 and encodes 75 amino acids. The transcript has a single exon.
AUGGACGCCUCCUCCGCUUUCAACGCCGCCUCAAGCGCCUCCUCUUCAUCAUCCUCAUCUACCAGGCAAUCUCCCAGCUCCUCUGCCGCCAUCAUGGUCCCGGCCCCCGUCCAGACAAAGGCCCCUUCGACCGAGCCCUUCCUCAAGGACUUUACUCUCGUCGCCGAGGCCGCCAAGCGCGCGCAGGCCGCCGUCAUGGUGCGCGACUUUGCGGAUUUCAAUAUCUGA